AUGGCGCAGCAAGGAGUUCAGCUGGACCUGGACACAAUUUCUUGUUCGAUCUGUUUGGAUCUACUGAAGGAUCCGGUGACUAUUCCCUGUGGACACAGCUACUGCAUGAACUGUAUUAAAAGCUUCUGGGAUGGAGAAGAUGAGAAGCAAAUCCACAGCUGCCCUCAGUGUAGACAGACCUUCACACCGAGGCCUGUCCUGGUGAAAAGUACCAUUUUAGCAGAUUUAGUGGAGGAACUGAAGAAGACUGGACUCCAAGCUGCUCCUGCUGAUCACUGCUAUGCUGGACCUGAAGAUGUGUCCUGUGAUGUUUGCACUGGGAGAAAACUGAAAGCUAUCAAGUCCUGUCUGGUCUGUUUGGCCUCUUACUGUGAGAAACACCUCCAGCCUCAUUAUGAUGCAGCUCCAUUAAAGAAACACAAGCUGGUGAACCCCUCCAAGAAGCUCCAGGAGAACAUCUGCCCUCGUCAUGAUGAGGUGAUGAAGAUGUUCUGCCGUACUGAUCAGCAGUGUAUCUGUUAUCUCUGCUCUGUGGAUGAACAUAAAGGCCACGACACAGUCUCAGCUGCAGCAGAAAGGACUGAGAGGCAGAGAGAGUUCGAGGUGAGUCGACAAAACAUCCAGCAGAGAAUCCUGGACAGAGUAAAAGAUGUGAAGGUGUUUCAACGGGAGGUGGAGGCUAUCAAUCGCUCUGCUGAUAAAGCAGUGGAGGACAGUGAGAAGAUCUUCACUCAGCUGAUCCGUCUCAUCCAGAAAAGAAGCUCUGAUGUGAAGCAGCAGGUCAGAUCCCUGCAGGAAACUGAAGUGAGUCGAGUCAAAGAGCUUCAGGAGAAGCUGGAGCAGGAGAUCACUGAGCUGAAGAGGAAAGACGCUGAGAUGAAGAAGCUCUCACACACAGAGGACCACACCCAGUUUCUACACAACUACCCCUCACUGUCAGCACUCAGUGAAUCUACAUCCAGCAUCAAUAUCCGUCCUCUGAGGUACUUUGAGGAUGUGACAGCGGCUGUUUCAGAGCUCAGAGAUAAACUACAGGUCGUUCUGAGAGAGAAAUGGACAAACGUCUCACUGACAGUGACUGAAGUGGAUGUUUUACUGCCACAACCAGAGCCCAAGACCAGAGCUGGAUUCUUAAGAUAUUCACGUGAAAUCACAUUGGAUCCAAACACAGCAUACACAAAAAUCUUUUUAUCUGAGGGAAACAGAAAAGCAACAGUCCUAGGGAUAAAUCUAUCCUAUCUUUGUCACCCAGACAGAUUCACUACAUAUUGUCAGGUCCUGAGUAGAGAGAGUCUGACUGGACGUUGUUACUGGGAGGUGGAAAAAGGACACGGAGGAGUUUCAGUAGUUGUAGCAUACAAAGACAGUAACACUGUAAAUGAGAGAUUUGGAGACAAUAACAAGUCUUGGGCAUUAGGUUUUUACAAACUUCGUUAUGAAUUCAGACAUAACAAUAUCACAACUCCAGUGUCAGGUCCUCAGUCCUCCAGAGUUGGAGUGUAUCUGGAUCACAGUGCAGGUAUUCUGUCCUUCUACAGCGUCUCUGAAACCAUGACUCUCCUCCACAGAGUCCAGACCACAUUCACUCAGCCUCUCUAUGCUGGACUUCUUCUUUGUGGUCCCACUGGAAACAGUGCUGAGCUGUGUGAGCUUAGUGUGUAGAUAGAUGCUAUGCUGAGCUGUGUGGACUUCCCACGUUUUCAUUUUGUCAACAUUUUUAUUUCCAAGUGCAACAGUGGUUGACACUUUGGUAUGCUGUCACUGCUAAUGCUAUCUAUGCUAUUACCAGUGACAGGUACCAUGGCAGAUUUUAGCAAAACAAACUAGAAAUAUAAAACACAUCAUUAGUGCAGUACUCUGGGCCUUAACUGAACUAAAGUUAUUGAUAUAAUCUCAGGGAAACACUUCACUAAAAGUCCUGCUUUUAAAUAUUACAUUGAUAUAUUUGCAGUAAGGUGUAAAAGAACUAGUUUGUCUAAAUUUGUUUGAUUGUAUAAUGUUGUUGUUCUUUUAUUUACACGUUAUUUGACAUUUUGGGUUUGAAUGGUACUUAAAUUCUCAUUUCUCAUGUUUAUUGACAUAAUUAUGGUACUUUUCAUGUAUUUAAAGGUAGAGUGUUAGUAGUGUUGAAGCAGUCGAUCUGAAGCUUAAAUUACAGUUUAAAUACUCGUAAUCAUUGGGUUUAAUACAUAAUCAUGUAACAUUAGUCUCCUUUGUCCCUGUUGGCUGUUUGCAAAUAUUAAAUCCUCCACUAGAGGUCAGUCUUUACAUAUAUUUUCCACUAUCACAUACUCAGAUGUACAUUACUGCCCUUCACAAUAUAAUAUAUAUGACCAAAGGUUUGUAGAAACUCCUGACACAUUUGUGUAUAUAAGGUGUGCGGCUGUUUCUUUGUGGUUUUGUCUAUUCUCCUUAGUUCCAGUUAAGGUAAAUCUUAAUGCUACAGCAUAUAAUGGUAUUUUUGACAAUAGUGUUCUUCCAGCUUUGAACUGACUGUCUGGGGAAGUGACUUUCCUGUUGCUACUAACGAAUGCUUGAUUAUAGUUUGUGUUGUAUUUGAGACUUUUCAUGAUGUGUAGGCCUAAAAUAAAAUUAUUAUCCUUUGAGUCUGAUAUAGAAAUCAGCUAUGUUGAAAUGUACAAUAUAAACUGUGUGAAGGAUUUACUUAAUAAAAUCACAAUUUGUUACUGAA
This is a messenger RNA of Dicentrarchus labrax (European seabass), 2692 nucleotides long. RefSeq names its product E3 ubiquitin/ISG15 ligase TRIM25-like. Lineage: Eukaryota; Metazoa; Chordata; Actinopteri; Moronidae. Gene Ontology annotation, molecular function: zinc ion binding; protein binding. Bases 1 to 1662 code for a protein of 553 amino acids. The record is from RefSeq and is a predicted model, not a curated record. The transcript has a single exon.